GAUUCAGUCUGCAUCCGACCGCCGCGAGUGUCGCGUCGCGAAGCUGUGGUCGAUUCAUUCGGGGGGGACACGAGGCUCCAGUAACGAGUCAGUCGUGUGCGUGCGAGUGCGCGUGAUACGGCACUGCGCUUUCCCUUAUCCGGUGUCUAGCGUGCUCACCCCUUACCCCCUAUAGUAUCUCGUUGGUUUCGAGGCGGGUUGAUUGCCGGUCACGAAAACAGAGAGAAGAAGAGAAAAAAAAACAGUAGUGAAAAAUCACACAGCCCUUGGGGUGUAUCGGUGUUAGAGAGACAGACGGACAGACAGAGAAAGAGAGUGGGUCACUGAACGACCGUACGAAGGUAAGAAGAGAGAGAGAAAGAAAAAUAAAAGACAGAGAGGGAUUUUCGUCGUGACGACGUAUAUACACGUGCGAAAGCAGAGGAGAGACGUGAACACGCGCGUGCGCACCCGCGUAUCUCUCACACACACGCGCGCGCGCACGAGUAACAUAUACGUAUAUAUAUAUAUGUAUAUAUAUAUAUAUAUUGCACGUGUAUAUAUAUAUAUAUAUACAUAUAUACAUAUAUAUAUACAUAGCUGUAUACAGAGGGCGAGAGAGUGAAAAAGGGUGAAAGAGAAAGAGAGAGAGAGAGAAAGGGGGACGAUACGGCGCAGGAAGAGGCAAGAGAGCCAGUGACACCGGGAGGGUCGGGUGUUCCUCGUGCAAAACCGCCACCGGAAUAUAUGUCGUGAGUGUACGGCCGAAGAUCCGCGGAUAGAGGCCGGCAAUAGUGCGUGCGGGGCUUUAACCAGGGAAGACGAAAAAAAACGCAGAGGGACUCCGGGUGAAAAGCAAUGCGGGUUCAUUGACUGCGCGCCGCGCAAUGGCCGCAUGUUCGUGGCCGGUGCACAGUGCAUGUGUGACAGGAGCUACGAGGAGGAGAACGCCGAGGCCAAAGAUACCGGCUAACGUCGAACCCGAGACCCACUGAAAUUUUCUUCGGUGCUCCCGGUUGCCGAUCGAGGACGGGUUCUCGAUCGAAGCUACGAUAACGACGAACAACACUGGGAAUCUAAAAGCCGCUUUUUAGAUAGCGGACGAGAGGAGACGUCUCUGCCUUUCGUAGCCGACCAAUCCGGAGAUCCAGCGAUCGCGGUGUAGUCUCGAACUUGAUUACGCUGUCGCGAUAAAUCAUUCGUACCAAAGAGGUCUCUCGGGAGGAGACUCGAGCAAACAACGCCGAAGCAGGGAACGGUUCUCCUCGUUUGCUGCGAAAUCAUCGAAGUCUCGAUUACUCUCUCCUCGUCUAUGACGUUGUGUUACCAUUUGUCACGCACACACAGGCCAUAGCCCACAGUCACAAGCGACGGCGCACGCAUUGAAGAGUAGAUAUAAUCCAGACGCGUAGACGGAUCCUAGAGUAAACCGCGGACUUAAUGCUCGCGACCGGGUGCGAUCGUUUCGAAUCAUCGGCGUCGAAUCGCGGUAGCGAUAGUAACGCAAGCAGCAGCAGCAGCGAUCGCUGGCGAAAAUGCACCGUUGCUGACGAUCGUCGACGACGCCGGCAGCAGGUCUCACGUCGCGGUGCAUCAUCUUGUUGCUCGGUCGGGAUCGGUUUGAACGUAUUUAGGCAGCGGGACAACAGUGCGAAUAUUAUUCAGUACGCGUUUCCCGUCCUGCUCUCGUCAACAGAGCGCGUUGUUCAGCCAGUGGUGUACAGCCAGUGAGCGAAAGAUAAGCGGGAGAGGCGGGCAGCUAUAACCGGCAACCACACGGUGGACAUGAUUAUUUCAAAGGAUCUGUUCCUCUUUGGCGACCAAGAUUACCUGCGCCUUCCCAGUAACGAGAAGCGCCAGCCACGGGCAAUGGGACAACCAAUCAUCAAUGCUCCCAGAGUGGAAAGCUCAGCGUUGCAGUUGGUGUACCCGCUGGAUUCUCGUCCGGUGCAGCUAAUCUUCCGGGGGUUGCAGGUGGUCAAGGAGAAAAGACCCCUCCUUCGGGAUGUCUCGGGCGUCGUUAAACCCGGCGAGCUUCUCGCCGUCAUGGGCCCUUCAGGUUGCGGCAAAACCACGCUGCUGAACUGCCUGUCGGGCCGCGUGGGCGUCGACGGGGGUGAAAUCUGGCUGAAUCGCGAGAGGCUGACGAAGAGAUGGCGCCGAAGAAUCUGCUACGUGCAACAGCAGGACGUUUUCUUCCCCGAUCUGACGUUGCGGCAGACCCUCGAGUACCAGGCGAGGCUCAGGCUUCCGGACACGUUCUCGCACUCCCAGAAGAUGCAGUGCGUGGAUCAUAUCAUCGAGGUCCUCGACCUCGUCGGCUGCCAAGACACCAUUAUCGGAGAUUACACGAAACGGGGACUCUCCGGCGGCGAGAAGAAGAGGACGAGCAUAGCUUGCGAGCUGCUCACCAAUCCGUCGCUGAUGUUGCUCGACGAGCCGACCAGCGGGCUGGACUCGCAUUCAGCACAGGCGUUGAUUUCACGACUGAAGAAAUACGCGGAGCAAGAGGGCAAGAGCAUCGUGGUGACGGUGCAUCAGCCUAGUUCCAGGAUGUUCCACAGCUUCAACAAGCUCCUUCUGCUGAGCCGCGGCCAGGUGGCAUACUACGGCCAGACCUCGAAUAUCGGCAGGUUUUUCUCCACGAUAGGACUGACGUUGCUGCCUCAUUACAACCCGGCCGACUUUAUACUGGAGCAAAUAAAGGGGCCAGAGGAGGUUCGGGAACGGAUCGUGGCCGCGGCGAGGAACGCGAGACAGGGACCGGACUGCCCGCCGGAACUUCGCUCGGAAUAUAAUCCCAGCCAGCAUCCGCUCUGCGACCAUCUCAUCCAUUAUCACGAGCACCACAUCAGCCACAAUGUGAAAGAGGACGAGGGCCGCACACUCUGGCUGGACACGCAAAGCCAUACCAGCAGCAGCGCCAGCUCCGCCGACGAGGAUUACGCCUGGCAGUGGCCCACCAGUUUCUGGUCGCAAUUCAAAGUAUUAUCAGAACGAAACUUUCAAGAAGCACGGCCACGGAUGCUGUCCCGCCUGAAUUGGCUGCAAACGAUAGCCCUCGGUCUGCUCGCUGGCCUGCUCUGGCUGAGGCUUCCCAGAACCGAAGCGGCCCUCCACGACAUCCAAGGCUGGAUGUUCUUCAGCACCACGUACUGGAUGCUGUUCGCGCACUUCGGCACACUCUCCAGUUUUCCUCCUGAACGCGAGGUAAUCAACAAGGAGCGAUUGUCGGGAUCGUAUCGGCUCUCGGCCUAUUACCUGGCGAAAAUGGUCGGCGAGCUACCGCUUACGAUUACCCUGCCCGCGGUCUACCAUAUCAUUAGUUACCCGAUGUUGGGCUUCCACAGUCCGGCAGUUUUCGUCACCCUGCUGGCGUUCCUUUUGCUGAACACCGUUGUCGCGCAGAGCGUGGGAUUCUUCGUCGGCGCCUGCUGCCUGGACCUGCAGGUGAGCAUAACAGCGUCAGCGUUGUACACGCUCGCCACACAGCUACUCGGCGGCUAUUUGGCGACAGCGGUUCCGCCGUGGCUCGCGUGGGCCAGAUACGCGAGCAUGGUGCACUACGCCUAUCAGAACAUGCAAAUCCUGGAAUUCGGCGUCGGCGAGCCGAUCACAUGCUCGCAGCCAAGCAAGUUCCCGGAGUGCAGGAACGCCACCACGAUCCCGGUGUCGGCCAUCUUGGAGAGCCAAGGGGGCAGGGGUUCCGGUCUUCCUCUCUGGGCGAACACGGCCGUUCUGCUCGCGUUCCUGGUGAUAUUCCGCACCCUCGGCUACCUGGUUCUCCGUUACUACCGCGUGCCGAAGUGAGCCACCAUGUCGCGGGAACCAUGAAGAGACUCGCCACUUCGUCUCCGAUCGGACGGACGAUCGACGAUGGAUCGACGGACACGCGCCGCGACGGCCUCGCCCCGUUGCGCCAACGGGGACUUACGAACGCCCGCCGACUCUAUAACUCACCCCUCGUUUCCGCUCGCCGGGAAUCGUAGCUCGCAGAACUGAGAAACGACACGCAGCAGCGCGAAAAGUUUAUUUUUACAGGAGAAUGAGAGAAUAGGGCUCGACGAAACCCAGGCCGCGAUGCCGAUCGCCUCUGAAAACGCGACCUCUUGCCGCACGGCAUUCUAGAACCCCGCGACGAACCCUCGCUCUCGCGGAUUUCCACGGACUCCGGGGGAGCUGUUGCUGUUGCUAUCGUAGAUCUCGCGGCCGUCAGCUUCGCCGACUAUUUCUAAUUCUUCGACUAACUGCGAUCAUCUCGAGCAGACCGUCGCCUCGCGCGGAGGCUGUCGCCGAAACGGUCGCUCUGCUUCUCGAGAGCGGUCAUCGUUCCCGCAGCAGAUCCGCCGGAGUCUAGAUCGAUCUAGCGAGAAAAUUAGCGCGACGAUUAGCGUGACGAUUAGCGAGAAUAACCUGGACGCGCUCGCGAGAGCAGAUCCACCGUGUCCGGCGUGUUCGGGCGUCGCCGCGAACUCGGGACCGUUUUCCCGAGGACAGAAGCUAGAUCGACGAACAAAUAAAUGGUAGAACGGUACGCUGAAGAGGAGGGUGACCGUCGCAGCGACCGAGGGGCUCGGUUUUCAGAGGGGUCCGCAGGGGCCGCGACACUAUUUUACUUACCGAUUUAGCGACUAUUUUUCUUAACACGCCGCACGCAGGACUAGCAUACCUCGUCUAGCCGGGUGACCGUCGACCGGGAAACGACGGGUGAGGAAAAUAAAACGUAGACCGGCCCCCCGAGUGGGGAACUCGGGGGUGCUCCUUCGGGGACGAUGGGACACGCCGCGUGUCUCUCUCGAGCUUCGAGGACGGUGGGCGCGCGUUUCCGGUGGCGCAGCGGCCGAGACGCGCGUUAAUUAACCGAUAAGGAUUCUACACGUAGAGAAGAAAAAAAAAAGAAACUGUUUCUACUAUAUCACGCCGAGGUGGAUGGCUGAGAGAACGAGUGAACGAGAACGGGCCCCCGUGGCACCGGUGAGAAUGAGCGACGCGCGACUGGUUCGACUCCAUUCUUUUAAUUUUCUUGCGGCAAGAAGGGUAUAAUAGGCAGGGAAACCGAGGAACAACCCAUCGACACCGAACGAGAGUGUGAGAGAGAGAGAGAGAGAGAGAGAGAGAGAGAGAGAGAGAUCGACCGAGCAACAGUGCAAAAGCGUUUCGAUGCGAACGGGGGAUACGACGACGAGGGGGAGAACAACGGGCAAGGGUGGUUUUUUUCCGGGUGGGAGGAGAAGAAAAUCGACGCGGCGCAGAGGGUCGCCGCAUCACCGACUGAAAAAAAAAAUAUGAAAAAGAAAUCGCGUUUGUAUACAAUACAUAGUACCAGGUACCAUUUCUUAUAUCGCGAACGAAGCGUAGGUUGAGCGCGGACACACCGAGAUACACACACGGAACGCCGACACACCGUGAAACAGAGAUCAAUUCGUAGGAUUAGAGGACACGAGGCGCGGGGGUGCUGCGGAAUUCACCGUCCCUGCCCUCCGCCCUUCUUUUUUGCGACUAUCCGGAUGUAACACCGUGGACACACGUACACACACACAUGUACACAGAAAACACACAAGGACAUUUCUUUUUACUUUUAUUACCGCAGAAGAGUUGCUACAUUUUAAAGAUAUUCGCCCUAGAUGGUAAGGUGAACUGCUAUUCAUUGCUACCGCUACUAUUACUACUACUAUUACCACUACUACUACUACUACUACUAUUACAACUACCACUACUACUACUA
Megalopta genalis is the source of this 5704-nucleotide messenger RNA. The record is from RefSeq and is a predicted model, not a curated record. Lineage: Eukaryota; Metazoa; Arthropoda; Insecta; Hymenoptera; Halictidae.